AUGGCGGCCGACCCCACCGAUCCCGGCCUCGAUAGCGCCAUCCGUCAACUUCUCGAUCAGCAGGCCGAAAUCCAGGCGAGGCUCGCUGCCUUGCUGCCCGCAAAGUAUGGUCUCAACGUCAACUUGGAGCUUGACAUGCUCCGCCACAAGUUACGAGUGUUGCAAGCCUACUCCGAACAUCACCAUUUUUCUGCCAGCAUACCAGUCAAUUCUGGGCUCGAGGAGGCUAGGUCAUUGCAGUAUCGGUGCGAGUGUAUUGAGACUGCUUGCCUAGAGCAAGGGCACGAUCUGUUGGACCCAAACAUGGUCGAUGCCCUCAAGCGAUCUCUAUAUGACGAAGCGCCAACUGGCUAUACGGCUUGGUUGGACCGUAAUCUUGAGGGCCACGACCCGGUCAUCCGCGGAUGGAAGAUGAGGGAAAGCCUGUCGCCGUCGUCUCGGUCCACAUCCUCGUUCAAGUGCUGGGACGAACGUUGCAUACAUUACAUCUACGGUUUCCACAACAAAGACGAGCGAGACAACCAUGCUCGAGAGCACACCAUUCACCCACAUCGUGACUCGGGCAUGUCUGUCGACAACACACCGCCACUUCCCUUUCCUGAGUACCCGGCCCUACGACCAUGGGGUCCCGAGACAGGAAAGCAGCCGCUAGCGCUUCAACUUCCAAAGCCGUCACCUAGAACACAGCUAGCUCCGCUGACGACAAGCCAGCCGAAAGAACGCCGCGAUACCCUCCAGUCCUACUCUUUGUGCGAUUCCAACGAGCCUUGCUACUAUUGUGCCGACCAACCCCUUACUCCAAGCAGUGACUUCUGGAAGACCAUCGGCUGUCAUCGUGGCUCCCUGGACGCCUUCUCGGAUAUCAUGCUCCCAGGUCGGUACUCGCACUCCAGAAACAGGCUCAGUCUAACCCUAAAAGCGCCAGUAUCACCAAGACAAAUACAAACUCCGAUCAUAUCUCCGCUGGCUCAACGAAGAAGCAUGAACGAGCAUCUAGAAAACAGCUACCGCAUAUCGCCAGACAUAUUACAUGCAGUCAAAAUAAACCUUGAUUUCGAUGACGGAUUCUGGUGGACGGAGGAGCUUGCGAAUCGUCCUUUGGCCAACUCUACGCUCUCAAAUUAUUCUAGAGAAACGAUCGAUCGGCCACCACCGAUUUUAAACAUCCUCACGGCGAGUUGGAAUGGUGGUGGGACUGCGUACAACUUCCUCCACCUGCUGAAGACCAGCGGCAUAAUUGCCACAACGAGAGAGAUUGAGGAAGCGGUUUUUCCAGUGCUAUACCGGGCGAAACUUCUGCUGCGAGAAGUCAUAUUCUGGGAUCUUCAACAACCCGAACCUUCGAUUCGCCUUGAUGGAGGCCCGCCUCAUCGACCUCUGUUUACUGAUGAGGUCGACCAAGAUGCGCACCUCCGUUUGCUCUACACUUGCAUGUCGCAAUUCCUCCAGGCAUUCGAGAAUGCAACAGUCAGAAAGGGGCCACAUGAUCCAAAGAGCUGGUUUGCCUCAUUUAUUGCGCUUUGCAUCUUCAGUGUUGUGCGUACGAUUUUGGUAGAUAUUGCGUCUUAUCUACCGAGACGUCAUUCAUCGCAGACUCCUCCAGCCUGGAGAGGGACAGGUGGUGUGCAAUCCAUGAAUAGCGUCUACAAGCUUCUGGUCACACUAUUUGCUAGCUCCGGGCCGAUGUUGCUCGACGAACAGACCUUGGAUCUUGACGAACGAGACAGGGCCGUCAUGGACUCGUUGUACAUGAUUAUGCGAAAGGACAUCUGGGGCCAACAGGGUUAUACUUCUUCCAAGGAUUUCUUGAUCCAUCUUGGAGAUGGAAAUAUGGAAGGUGCAGCCACAUUCAACGGGUUUCUAAGGCAAAGAGUCCCAGCACGCCCCGGCAUGUUUGUUCUUCCGCCCAUCGCAAAACCCGGUGAUGAACCCAGGCGUCCUAUGCACGACCCUCGGGCUUUGGGUGAUCCUUGGAUCCCGAAUCCGACUCCACUCUCAGACCGAGAUCCCUUUGCCGCUGCAAUUGGUCCUGACUACCUUACUUCGCCACAAGGAAUAGAUCCCUUGGGCCGCAGACAUACAGUUGGAGAGAGUCCAACGUUUCCACGCGGCUCUUUGAGGCCUUUGGAAUCCCCGAUCUCAGGCGGCAGAGGGCGGCCUACGUAUCAGCGACCCCCGUUACGUCGAGUCUACUGCAUCAAGUGCAAUGAGUACCCUGAAGGUUUCAGGGGGGAGCACGAACUGCGUAGGCAUACCGAUGCUAAACACGCUUCCCUGGUGAGGCGCUGGGUGUGCACUGAGCCAGACAGUUAUAGCCCGACAUUGCCGCAACCUGUCAUACCACUUUCAAAAUGUAAAGCAUGUGUGACGCAGAAACGAUACGGAGCAUAUUACAAUGCGGCAGCACAUCUCAGGAGAGCGCACUUCAACCCGCAUAGAGGCGGGAAGGCCAGUGGGGAUUGGCCACCCAUGACCAUUCUAAAGGACUGGAUGAGAGAGGUGCGGCAAUCUGUUGAUGUCCAGGACCAGGAUGACUCCAGUGGAGGGGAGGAGGCCGAUUACAAACCGCCGCUUGAGUACUUUACCCAGGCGCCACCUCCACCGCCGCCUGCACGAUCCCCUACAUUUGGUCCAACAAUUCUCGCGGCAGCACCGCCGUCCGUCCCCUUGAUGAUAGCUCCCGCUGAAUCGAUGGUGUCUUCUCAGAUGAGCAGCCCAUCCAGCAAGACUCUUGACAAUCGGACCCGGUGUCCUCACCCAGAUUGCGGCCGCGUCUUCAAGGAUCUCGCAGCACACAUGCUUACACAUCAAGAAGAACGUCCGGAGAAGUGCCCGAUAGAAACAUGCGAGUACCACACGAAAGGGUUCGCGCGCAAGUAUGACAAGAAUCGACAUGCACUGACGCACUACAAAGGGACAAUGGUUUGUCCAUUCUGUCCGGGGGUGGGCACUGCAUACGAGAAGGCUUUCAAUCGUGCCGACGUGUUCAAGCGACAUCUCACAUCGGUGCACAACGUUGAGCAGACGCCCCCCAACAGCCGGAAGCUCAUCAUAAGCGGAUCCGGCAAUGUGCGAGGCGAUGGUGCCAAAUGCUCAAUCUGCCAGAGUUAUUUCGGGACAGCUCAAGAAUUCUACGAGCAUCUUGACGACUGCGUUCUCAAUGUCAUCGUGCCGACGUCAGCCAAGACGCCGAGGGACUCGUCGGUGCUGCCUUCUUCAGUGCCAGGUGUGGAAGAAAGGGAACGACUAGGCGACAAUGAUACUAUCAACGUACAAACUGGGUCGCCGGUAGGCGGAAAAAUGGAUACCAACCCAUAG
Molecule: messenger RNA, 3318 nt
Organism: Colletotrichum orchidophilum
Lineage: Eukaryota; Fungi; Ascomycota; Sordariomycetes; Glomerellales; Glomerellaceae
Exons: 4
Coding region: 1-3318 (1105 amino acids)
Source: RefSeq, a predicted model, not a curated record